Molecule: messenger RNA, 2335 nt
Organism: Talpa occidentalis (Iberian mole)
Lineage: Eukaryota; Metazoa; Chordata; Mammalia; Eulipotyphla; Talpidae
Gene: FAM178B
Product: family with sequence similarity 178 member B
Exons: 17
Coding region: 8-1819 (603 amino acids)
Source: RefSeq, a predicted model, not a curated record
CUGUUGCAUGCGAGGUGCAACGUUGGGGUCACGGGGAAGCUCCGGCAGUACUGGAGGACCAAGCAUCCAGUGGUUUGCACAUGGCCAGGCCCCAGAAGACCCGGCUAGCCCUUCCUCACAGAGAAGGACACCCCAUGCCGGCAGCGGGGCCCUAGCCCAGACGCAGAUUGGCGCAGCGGGACCCCAGGGCCUGAGAAGACAAGCCUCCCAGCUACCAGAGGAGUUAGAGCAGGAACCCCAAGACAUGGACCCCAAGGGGGAGCUGGCCUCACUGGAGGAACUCUUCUUGAACCUGGCAGGCCCGAGCCAGAAGGCUGCAGACCCGGUGGUGGACACCCACACCUCGCUCACCUGUGAGGGCUCAGGAAGCUACAUCAAUAGCUUGGAUUACUUACUGCAGGAGAAGAGGGAGCAGACCCUGGAGCUGGAGAGAGAGAAGCAGCUUCUACAGAACUGUGCUGACCUCAACUCCCUAGAUCUCGAUGAAGAUGAAGUACCUUUCACACCUGAACACAGGAUGCUGGUGCAGCGGUUCUCCAUGUCAAUGCAGGUCAUCCCACCAGUGCACCCAGGCGAGACUGUGUUUCUACCAAGGCUGCACCCCCUGCCCUGCAUCCUGAACUGUUCACACCUGAAGCCACGCAACCACCUGGAAGGGAUGUUCUUCAGCUCCCCACUGGCCCAGCAGCUCUCCUUCCUCAGAAGAGGCCUCCUGAGUAACCUCUAUCUGCACACACCCAACUGCCCCCUGCCUCUGCUCCGGUGGCUGUUCCAGCUGUUUUCAUGGCCUCCAGAAACUUCUUCAAGAGCCUUUGAUCUCCUGUGGGAUCUCAGCAUGAAUAGUCUCUUCUAUCAGUCCGAUGGUGGCAGGCACUUGUGGUGCCCAUCGCUGCAAGACAUCAUGGACACAUUUCACAGACUGGGUGCCCUCAACCCUGCUGUCUACCCUCUGGGAGCCAUCCAGCAGGAGUGGAGAGUGCUUCAAAGUGAGUCAAGCCUGAGGCAGAGUGAGCAGAACACCCCCCAGGAGGCUGCCUUGGACACCAGUCUGAGUUACAUCUGUAAGUUCCUGACACUGUGUGUCCUCGCCCAGCCUGGGGCCUACACGGAUGGCAACCUCCUGGGCCUGAUUGAGCUGCUGUGCCGAGCAGGCCUGGAUGUGGGGCUCCGCCUGCUGCCCAAAACCGAUCUCCAGCAGCUCCUGGUCUUGCUCCUGGAGAACAUUCAGGAGUGGCCAGAGAAGCUGCAGCAGCUGUGCAGCGCCCUGAGCUGGGUGUCGGAUCACCACCACAACCUGCUGGCUCUCGUGCACCUCUUCCUGGACGUCACCUCCCGGAGCAGGCAGCUUCGAGGUCAGCUCAGCCUGGUGAUCAUCGCCCGGAUGCUGAACCAGCAAGAGAUGCUCUCUCUGUGGGAAGGCAAGGCCCAGCUGUUCUCACUCAGCCAGCUCCUCAGCCUCAUGAGGCCAUCCUCCCUCAGGCAGUGCCUGGGCUUUGAGACCUGGCCAUCCUGCCAAGAGCAACAGCCAAAGGCCAGCGCUGAGCUAGACCACAAGGUCUGCUACCUAUGCCACAGCCUCCUGACACUGGCCGGGGUGGUAGUCAGCAGCCAGGACAUCACUCCAAAUCAGUGGGGGGAGCUGCAGCUGCUGUGCAUGCAGUUGGACCGCCACAUCAGCACCCAUAUCCGGGAGAGCCCCCAGGCCAUGCACCGGACCAAACUCAAGGACCUGGCCGCCCAGACCUACAUCCGCUGGCAGGAGCUGCUGGCCCACUGCCAGCCCCAGGCCCAGUAUUUCAGCCCCUGGAAGGACAUGUAAUGGAGCAGGCAGGGUGGCCCAGAGCUCUGGACUCUGGCAGGAAAUGAACAGGGCUCAGAGAACAAGAGAAGGUGACGAAUGGAGACCAGAGGAAGACCGGUAUGAAGAAGCAAGGGUCUCCCUUCACCACUACCCCAGGCCCCACCAGGCCCAGGAUCCUUCCUGUCCUUCCGUGCUUAGUCCACCUCUCAGCUCUCCUUUCCCUCCCAGCCAUCUCCUCUUCCCCCAUCGCCUUUGUCUCUACAGCUCCGGUUUCCCGGGGCCUCCUACUCCUCCCCCACCCCCCUUCUCUCUCUGUCACUAAUGUGAGGCUUCUUUGUGCACACUAAAGUCUUAUUUCAGCAUCAGUGGUUUAGAAGAUUUCCUUCAAUCCCUAUCCUGAGGGCUCAUGACAUCUCUGCUCCAGCACUUUGCCGAGGAGUCUCACCUCUGACAGUCACGUGACUGGGUCUUGGGCCUCACCCCCCUGCAGCUGAGGGCUGUUUGUAAAUCUGGAGGGUGGAGCACUUAUUCCUG